UCGUAGCGUCAUUUUUAUGAGUAACGUCGGCCGUUGCUCUAAAGUAUCUCUCAUCAAUUGUAUUUCUAUUAGUGCUGAUAACUCGUUAAACGUUGUUUUCGGUCUUGAUUAGUACGUGCUCUAGCGCUUUCACUCCUGUGAUUUGAUUUUUAAUCAAUAUUCCAUAAUGUCGGAGGACUCGGUGGCACCUUUUAGUAGCGUCGAUAUCAACAAUGAAAACAGGGAUGACGAAGAUCUUUUUGCUUCAGCGGUCCAGGAAGUAAGUUUGGAUCCUGAAGUAAAUGGAGUAAGGGAUAGUCUAGAAAAGAUUAGCAUUGUGGAUGCUGCAGUAUCAACAGCUUCUAUUGGUAGCCCCAUUAUGGAGGAGAUUGUAACUGAACGUGCUAACAACAUAAUAGUUACUAUAACUGAACCUCAGAAAAUUGGGGAAGGAAUGAGUUCCUAUGUGGCAUAUAGAAUUCUCACUAAGACUAAUAUGCCCAUUUUUAACAAACAUGAAUUUGGAGUGUUACGCCGUUUCAGUGACUUUCUUGGUCUGCAUGAAAAGCUCUCUGAAAAAUAUUUACGUUCUGGUAGAAUAAUACCACCUGCUCCUGAAAAAAGUAUUGUUGGUACAACCAAACUUAAAAUGUCAUCAACAUCGUCAACUGAGAGUAUCAAUGGUAAUUCUGGAUCAAAUGUUCAUACACAAUUUGUUGAGCGUCGUCGUGCGGCACUUGAGCGAUUCUUGAACAGAUUAGCUCAACAUCCAGUGUUAUGCAUAGACCCUGAUUUUAGGGAAUUUUUGGAAUCUGACACGGAAUUACCUAAAGCAACAAGUACAUCUGCCUUAAGUGGAGCUGGUAUGAUGCGGCUCUUGAACAAAGUUGGAGAAACAGUUAAUAAAAUCACUUAUCGCAUGGAUGAAUCUGAUCCUUGGUUCGAAGAGCGCAUAGCAAGAGUUGAAUCACUGGAAGCGGGGUUGCGCAGACUGUGCGGUGCGUGCGAGGCAUUGGCCAGCGAACGUCGCGAGCUGUCUGUGAGGUCGCACGAGGCAGCCCGAUGUAUCGCAGCCGCAUCGGCCGCGGACCCACACGCGCCCCUCUCUAGGGCGUUGUCACAUUUAUCCGACCUAUACGAUAAGAUAGAGCAUUUAAGAGUGGAGCAAUCGAACACCGACUUCUACGUGUUGACUGAACAUAUCAAGGACUAUUUGGGUCUCAUUGCUUCAAUUAAAGAUGUUUUCCACGAAAGAGUUAAGGUAUUCCAAAACUGGCAACACGCUGAAAUGCAACUGAACAAGAGGAGAGAAAAUAAAGCCAAAGCGGAAAUCGCCAACCGACCGGAGAAAAUUGAACUUGCCUCCAAUGAGAUUAUCGAGUGGGAAUCAAAAGUGGAGCGUUGUCACACAGAGUUUGAUACAAUCUCUCGCGUGAUCAAGAAAGAGUUGGAGAGAUGGGAGGAGAUAAGAGUGGCGGAGUUGAGAACCACCAUUUUGAGAUACCUUGAGGAACAUAUGAAGCAUCAGGCACAGUCAAUCAGGUACUGGGAUGGUUUCCUCCCAGAAGCUCGCGCGAUUAAAUGAGGGAGGCCUCAUGCCCGGAGUCGCGGCAUUUUCAGAGUAUACAAAUAUUAAUAAUGACACACGAAUAUUAUAUGUAUUAAAAUCCAUAUUCUUACUUUUCCUUCAUUUUUAUAAUUUAAUGUUUGCUCUACGUUGUCAGUGAUUAUUUAAUAAAAUCUACUACUCGUAACAAUUACUAAUGGUAUGUUGAAUUUGGAAACUGAAUUUAAGCUAUACUACUAUGAAAUAGAUUAAAGUUUGUACUGACUUCAUAAUUUUAUUUCAAAUGUAUGUAAAAUGAUUGUGGCGUACCUACGGCUAUUGAGGUACCUGCAUAAUAAAGCCCCAGGUAGCAUGAAUAGGCAGGAUAAAUUGCAGACAGGCUAUUGCUUGCCAGUGCUUUUUUACCAAAACCAAAUCAAUUACACUGUUUUAGCUAAAUCACUUAUUUAUCUCUUUAUAACAGUGCAGUCAUUUUGACAGAAGGAUAAAUGGAGUAAAAAUAUUAAUAAAAAUGAUUUAGUUUCGAUAGAAUUACUUAAAUAUAGUAUAUACGAAAUCUAGCUUCAAAAACUA
Pieris rapae (cabbage white) is the source of this 2119-nucleotide messenger RNA. It is a transcript of the gene Snx1, whose product is annotated as sorting nexin-2. Gene Ontology annotation, biological process: early endosome to Golgi transport. Gene Ontology annotation, cellular component: endosome membrane; endosome. The coding region runs from base 167 to 1564 and encodes 465 amino acids. The transcript has 10 exons. The record is from RefSeq and is a predicted model, not a curated record. Gene Ontology annotation, molecular function: phosphatidylinositol binding. NCBI's taxonomy places the organism in Eukaryota, Metazoa, Arthropoda, Insecta, Lepidoptera, Pieridae.